AUGGAGGAAAGGCUGUCUGAACUUACAUAACUUGUUGUUUGAGGUUGAGUGUAAAGUCCAGAGAGAGAGGGCGACAGAGAGAGAAGACAAUCACUGCAUUAUUACACCAUGUAACAUAAUUUAACACGGAAGAGCUGCAUGAAACAUUUGAGGAAAGCAGAAGAGAGGAGCAAACAAAAAGGAUCAAGAGAUUCACAGGGACACAUUUUCAACAUAAUGGAAAUCCCAGACUUGUCCUCAAUGAAGCUAACUCGUAGACCUGAGUUGUUUGAUUUUGAGGGUGUUUCUAUGGUCCACUACUUCACUGACAACUGGGAAAAGGUGAAAAACUUUCAAGCAAGACCUGAUGACAUUCUAAUCGCCACUUACCCCAAAGCAGGUACCACCUGGGUUUCGUAUAUUCUUGACCUUCUGUAUUUUGGUAAGAAUGCUCCAGAGCACCAGACUUCCCAGCCAAUCUAUAUGAGAGUGCCAUUUCUGGAGUCAUGUUUCCAAGUGGUACCAUCAGGGACAGAGCUGGCUGAUAAUCUGCCCACUUCUCCUCGCCUCAUCAAAACUCAUUUGCCUGUUCAGCUUGUGCCCAAGUCCUUCUGGGAGCAGAACUCAAGGAUUGUGUAUGUAGCGCGGAAUGCCAAAGACAAUGCUGUUUCCUAUUUUCAUUUUGAUCGAAUGAAUAUGGGAGAACCUGAACCAGGAGACUGGAACACCUUCUUACAGAAAUUUUUGGAAGGAAAGAAUGUGUUUGGUCCUUGGUUCGACCACGUCAGUGGAUGGUGGGAGAAAAAACAGACAUAUUCUAACUUACUGUACUUGUUCUAUGAAGAUUUGGUGGAAGACACCGGACGUGAAGUGGAACGUUUGUGUUCCUUCUUGGGUUUGUCCACUUCAGUUGAAGAGAGGGAGAAAAUAACAAAAGGGGUUCAGUUUGACGCCAUGAAACAGAACAAGAUGACCAAUUAUUCCACAGUCCCAAUCAUGGACUUCAAGAUCUCACCCUUCAUGCGGAAAGGUAAAGUUGGAGACUGGAAAAAUCACUUCACUGUGGCACAAAAUGAACAGUUUGAUGAGGUCUACAAACAGAAGAUGAAGAAUACCAAUGUCAAGUUCCGCACUGUGAUUUAAUACUUGAGUUCUGGACCUUGCACCAGAAUUAUCACUAAAUCGUCAGAUUAUUUUAUAUUAUAAACAUUUUUCCAAUUAUAAGAUAUGUUUCCCUAUCUCAAUGUAAUGUGCAACAAAGACAACUAUACUGUAAGAGCAACAUUUAUUAGCUGAUUUCAGCAAAAAGUGGUAGUUUUUAUACAUUGUGAAAGAACACAUUUAUAAGAAUUUAUCAUUUUUAGUUCUAUUUUUCCCAUUUAAAUAACACUUUUACCAGUAUGUUGUUAAAAUGAAUAUAUUGAUCUUAAAUUUACCAAGCACUAAUGCAGUGCUUAUUUAAAUGAUUAAAGUUUUGUGAAAGUCAUGUGGGGAGUAAGAUAACUCAGAGGGUAAACUGACCCUUCAAUUAAAAUGCUUCUAUAUAUAUAUAUAUAUAUAUAUAUAUACAUAUAUAUAUAUAUAUAUAUAUAUAUAUAUAUAUAUGUGUGUGUGUGACCCUGGCCCACAAAACCAGUCACAAGUCGCACGGGUAGCCAACAAUACACUGUAUGGGUUGAAAUUAUCAAUUUUUCUUUUAUGCCAAAAAUCAUUAGGAUAUUAAGUAAAGAUCAUGUUCCAUGAAGAUAUUUUGUAAAUUUCCUACCAUAAAUAUAUCAAAAAUGUAUUUUUGUGAGUGGA
Molecule: messenger RNA, 1779 nt
Organism: Ctenopharyngodon idella (grass carp)
Lineage: Eukaryota; Metazoa; Chordata; Actinopteri; Cypriniformes; Xenocyprididae
Product: cytosolic sulfotransferase 3
Exons: 8
Coding region: 139-1122 (327 amino acids)
Biological process (GO): sulfation
Cellular component (GO): cytoplasm
Molecular function (GO): sulfotransferase activity
Source: RefSeq, a predicted model, not a curated record